UAUUAUUACAUUUUCCACCACUUCCUAUCCUGCCUCUCUAUCAUUAAAAAAAUAUAUCUCAACUCCAAGUCGUAUAACAAAAACGAAAAGCGGAGAAAAACUCGCAAUUUUCCUUCAAUCCAUUUUAUAAUUUAUUCAAACAACAAAGAAAGAAAAAUCACAUAAAAAUAAUCAAAAUCAAAGCAAAAAAAGAAGAAGUUUUCACAUCAACAUCACAACGCUCAGCUCAAAGCCUCCCAGAUCACCAAACCAAGAGCUACAACUAGUUUCAUAGUUCAGUGCAAAGAUGUCAUUAUUAAUUAGAUAAUUUUAUGGAAAAUACAAUUUGCAUGAGCAAUCUACACCAUUUUUGUUAGCAGCAGCAGCAGUAGCAGAAAAAAAAAAAUAUCAAAACAGACAAUCAAUUUAGUUUAUAAAUUAAAUAAUUCUUAAUACGUUGUUGAUUGCAGUGUUAACAAAGAAAAAAGAACAGUGUGCAUAAAAUCAUCUUGAAUCUGUGAAGAAGAAAAAUCGUUACAAUGACGUCUGCACCGUAUAACUACAAUUAUAUCUUUAAGUAUAUUAUUAUUGGUGAUAUGGGAGUUGGCAAAUCAUGUCUCCUUCAUCAAUUCACAGAGAAAAAAUUUAUGGCCAAUUGUCCUCAUACGAUUGGUGUUGAAUUUGGAACACGUAUCAUCGAAGUUGAUGAUAAAAAAAUCAAACUACAAAUCUGGGAUACUGCUGGUCAGGAACGUUUCCGUGCUGUAACUCGUUCGUAUUACAGGGGAGCAGCUGGUGCUUUGAUGGUUUAUGAUAUCACAAGAAGGUCAACUUAUAAUCAUUUAAGCAGCUGGCUUACAGAUACUCGAAAUCUCACCAAUCCAAGUACAGUGAUCUUUUUGAUUGGUAAUAAAUCUGAUUUGGAAAGUACCAGAGAGGUGACUUAUGAGGAAGCUAAGGAAUUUGCCGACGAAAAUGGCUUAAUGUUCCUCGAAGCUAGUGCUAUGACUGGCCAAAAUGUAGAAGAAGCAUUUUUAGAGACAGCACGUAAAAUCUAUCAAAACAUUCAAGAAGGUCGUCUUGAUUUAAAUGCCUCUGAAUCUGGGGUACAACAUCGACCAUCACAACCAGGACGAACAUCAUUGACAAACGAGACUCUAACCAAUAAGGAUCAAUGCUCGUGUUAAGUUUAUAUUUUUUAAGUUUAAACGCAGAUGAAAAAAGAAAAGAAAAAACAAGUAUAAUAAUUAUAUAGUUCCGUAAAGUAUACUUUUAUUUUUUAAAUUUCUUUAUUUUAUGAAUAAUAAUCAAAUUUCCGUCUGUUGUGAUCGAGUGCCGAAUGGGGAGCAGAGGAGGAAGAAGCUCCUGUCGAUAUUAAGUUCUCAUUUACCCUUUUUUCUCUCUCUAUCAAUUUAUCUCUCUUUGACUUAAAGUGGAUGAUUAUUAUUUCAAUCCAAAGCCAAAAAUCUCUUCUUUAUUUUUUGUCUAUCCCGUUUUAGGUAUAAAUUUCUCAUUUUUGUCUUCAUCUUGACAAAAUUUUUAUUAUUAUUUUAUUCCUUUUUUGUAUAUAUAAGAGAGAAACAAUUUAUAUUUAAAAAAAAUAUAUAUAUAUAUUAGAAUACAAAACAAAAUAAGUAAACCUGAAUGUUAUGUUAUAAUUAAUAAUUAUUAUUAUUAUUAAAAGAAAAUCCGCGGUAUUCAAUUUCAAUAUACAACAGAAACAAACACAAAAAUGAGUACUAUUAUAAAUUCAAAAAAUAUAUAAAAACAAGUAUAAUAAUAAAAAUAACAAAACAAUUCGUUCAUAAGAAGAAGAACAAAUUUUAUUAUUUAAAAAAAAAAAACAAGAAGAAGAAAACAAAAAUAAGGCACCAAUUUUCUAGUGAUAAGAAUAUUUGUGUAGUUAAAUGAAAUUAUUUUUAGUUUAAAAAAUUUUCAUUUAUUUUUCUUUGUUUGUUUUUGAAAACACCAUCCUUAACAAUAAUAAAAAAAGAAAUAGUAGUUAAAAUAA
Messenger RNA from Eupeodes corollae, 1990 nucleotides. It is a transcript of the gene Rab14, whose product is annotated as ras-related protein Rab-14. Gene Ontology annotation, cellular component: phagocytic vesicle; Golgi apparatus; recycling endosome. Gene Ontology annotation, molecular function: GTPase activity; GTP binding. The record is from RefSeq and is a predicted model, not a curated record. The transcript has 5 exons. Bases 519 to 1166 code for a protein of 215 amino acids. Gene Ontology annotation, biological process: Golgi to endosome transport; phagosome maturation; endocytic recycling. NCBI's taxonomy places the organism in Eukaryota, Metazoa, Arthropoda, Insecta, Diptera, Syrphidae.